GCUGCUGAUUGUAUCUUUCUCUUCGUGCAUGUCUGCUUGGAAAAAUAGAAAUAUGGCUCAAGGCAAAGGUUCUGGUGAAGCUUCAACAAAUAUUGAGAAGCAAAGUAUUUAUCGUAUACCGCCAUAUUACUACUUGCAUGUUCUUGAUCAAACUACUAAUGUAACUCGUGUAGAAACUGGUCCAAAAACUUAUAUUCGACAGGAAAAUGAACAUGUAAUCCUUGGACCUCAAAAAAUGAUCAUAAUUCCACCAUGCCACUUUUGUGUAAUACGCAAUCCUGUUAUGCGAAGUGAAGAAAAUGCUUUGAUAAUUGAUAAAACAGGUCAGAUUAAACUAAAGCAUGCUGAUUUUGAAGUAAGGUUAGAGCAAGAUCCAUUUCCAUUGUAUCCUGGUGAAAUUAUACACUCUGAUGUCACACCCUUAACUGUUGUUCCUUCAAACAGUGCUCUGAGACUAAAAGCUGUUCGAGAUUUUGAAGAUGGGGAUGUAAAACAUGUAGCGGGAGAUGAAUGGCUUUUUGAAGGCCCUGGAACCUUUGUGCCAAGAAAGGAAGUUGAAGUUGUGGAAACAGUUUCAGCAGAGGUUAUUAAUCCAAACCAAGCUUUAAAACUCCGUGCUCGUGCUGAAACUAAAGACCGUGAUGGUAAGCUAAGGGUAACUGGGGAAGAAUGGAUUGUUAAAAAAAGUGGAGCCUAUUUACCAGGAGCCUAUGAAGAAGUUAUAGAUGUAGUGAAUGCAUAUGUAUUAACUGAGAAAGAAGCAGUUCAUGUCAAAGCUCAAAAAACUUUUGUUGAUGAUUUUGGCAAAACAAGGAAAAAUGGAGAAGAGUGGUUAGUCACUAUCAAAGAUACUGAAACCUAUAUUCCCGGAGUCUAUGAAAAUGUGUUAGGUUUAGUCAAUAUUACUACUCUCUCUAAUCGUCAAUAUUGCGUGAUUCUUGAUCCAAUUGGCACUGAUGGGAAACCACAGUUUGGGCGAAAGAAACUGAUAAAGGGUGAAAAGUCCUUUUUCUUACUUCCUGGUGAAAGACUGGAAGCUGGAAUUCAAGAUGUCUAUGUUCUUGGUGAAAAUGAAGGCCUUAUAUUACGAGCCAGAGAAGCAUUUCAAGAUAGCAGUGAAACACCUGCAGUUGCUCGAAGCCCUGGAGAUCGUUGGAUGAUAAAAGGUCCAGCGGAGUAUAUUCCACCUGUUGAAGUAGAAAUUGUUACAAAGCGCUACGCUAUAGCUUUAGAUGAAAGUGAAGGAAUUUAUGUUCGAAAUAUUAAAUCUGGGCAUGUUCGCCUAGUGUCUGGCUCAACAUACAUGUUGACUCAAGAUGAAGAAUUGUGGAUUAAAGAAUUGCCAGCUCAAGUACAAGAACUUCUAACUCAAGGAACUGACCCUUUAAGUGAUCGUGGUACAUGGAGGAUGCGAUCAGCAAAUGCACCAGCUGUGCAGACCAAGACUCACAAAUCAGAAGAGGAUGGGGCCAAAGCUAUUACCUUACGUGUGCCGCAUAAUGCUGCUGUUCAAGUAUAUGAUUAUAAGAAAAAACAAUCAAGGGUUGUUUUUGGUCCUGAUUUGGUUAUGCUGGCUCCUGAUGAACAGUUUACCCAGCUCAGUCUAUCUGGAGAUAAACCGAAAAGACCAAAUGUGAUUCGUACACUUUGCUUACUCUUGGGUCCUGAUUUUUGCACAGAUAUUAUAACUGUAGAAACAGCUGACCAUGCAAGACUUUCUUUGCAACUCUCCUAUAAUUGGUAUUUUGAUACUACUGACAGAAGUCCUGAUGCAGCUAUAAAAUUAUUCAGUGUUCCAGAUUUUGUAGGAGAUUUGUGCAAAGCUGUGGCUUCUAGGAUCCGUGGAACUGUUGCUGGAACUAAUUUUGAUGAUUUUCAUAAGAAUUCCGCAAAAAUAAUCCGCACGGCUGUUUUUGGGCUAGAUGACAACAAAAAAGUCAGAAAGACUUUCAGCUUCCCUUCGAACAACCUUCAUAUAACAAGUGUAGAUAUUCAGAGUGUGGAACCAGUGGAUCAAAGAACUCGAGAUUCCCUACAAAAAUCUGUUCAAUUAGCUAUCGAGAUAACAACAUCAAGUCAAGAAGCCACUGCAAGACAUGAAGCUGAACGAAGAGAGCAAGAAGCUCGUGGGCGACUUGAACGUCAACGAAUAUCUGAUGAAGUCGAAGCUGAAAAAUCUAGAAAAAGCUUAUUGGAACUGAAAGUUAGCAGUAUGGCAAUUGAAAACUGUGGUCAGUCAAAGGCAGAAGCUCUUAGUCGUACUGAAGCAGAAAGAAUUGAGAGUGAAGCAGCAGUAGAGAAAGCGAAAGCAAAAGCAGAAGCUUUAAAAAUAGAGGCUGAAAUGGAAUUGGAAAGAUUGCAAAAAGCACGUACUGCAGAGUUAGACUACCUUUCAAAGAAAAAUGAACUUGAAAUUGCAAAGUCUCAGCAACUGGCAGAGAUUGAAAUUAAGAAAUGCACAAGUCUGAUUCAAAGCUUAGGUACUGAUACUAUUAAGUCGGUAGCUGCAGCUGGUCAAGAUUUUCAAGUAAAAUUGCUUCAAGGAUUGGGUAUUCAGUCUGCACUCAUUACUGAUGGCAAUACUCCAAUUAAUCUUUUCAACACUGCACAAGGAUUUUUAGGGCAAGCCAUGAUGUCUGGUUCUCUUUCAAAGAAGCAGCGUACUGAUAGUGUUUCUGAUAUGUAACAGAUGAUUUCAGUACUGCUCAAAUUACCUUUCAUUAAGUGCAAAAUAUAUAGUUUUAAGCAGGUUGCUUUUUGUACUUAUAAUUUUCAUUGCUCUUCCUUUUAGAAAGUAAUUUUGAAGCUUUGAUGAAAAUUUCAAGACACUAAUGGCGCUACAGUAUAAAUUUAGCACAAACAAUAUGAGAGUAUUGUAUUUUUGUAUUUAAAAAUUUCAUCGUUUUUGUUAAAUUUUAAGCUUUAUAAACAUACAGAUAUUUUGGAAAAUGAUUUUCAACCUCUCAUUAAGAAAAGUGGUUAUUUUAUUUGAAUUUCUUUAAUUGUUCUUAUUUCUAGAAAUGCUUAUAAAUUUACAGAACUCAACUGUAAAUUGCUGUAACUGAAAGUUGAUCAUUCUUAUUUAAUUUUAAAGUUUCUCUGUGGUGGAAAAUAAUUGUUAAAGGUUUAUUAAUAAAAAGCUCUUUUAUUAGUAAUUUUAUCUUAUCAAUCUUUUUCUCGUUGUGAAAAGUAUUGAUAAGAGAAUUUUAUGCAAUAUAUAUAUAUAUUAAAAUAUAUAGUAAAGAGACUUCGAGCAUAAAUGUAGCCUGCUAAUUGUUUUAAACAGUGUAAGGUAAAAAUUUAUUUGAACUUGGAUUUGAAUUUAAUUUUUGAGAUUGUGUACCAAGUACUUCAAAUCUCAAGCAAGUAGAAAAUGUUCUAUUUGUAACUAUGCUGUAUUUUUUUAAAGUAUGACUCAUGAUCACUAGCAUUGCAACCAGCUAAAAAAAUUAUGGUGCUUUUUUUUUAGAGCUUUAUUGUUUUGCAUAGCAAUAAGCUCAGUAUUAGAUUCUCGAGCUUGUCAGUUAAAUGUACUACCAUCAUUAGUAAAAGACAACCAUUUCUAUGUCACCCAUUACUAAUUACAUUCCAAAAGUGUGCAUUGUGUAAAUGCUAGUACGGGAUCAAACUAAUGAUUUGGGACCUAAGAAGAAAAA
Molecule: messenger RNA, 3656 nt
Organism: Uloborus diversus
Lineage: Eukaryota; Metazoa; Arthropoda; Arachnida; Araneae; Uloboridae
Product: major vault protein-like
Exons: 15
Coding region: 29-2686 (885 amino acids)
Cellular component (GO): cytoplasm; nucleus
Source: RefSeq, a predicted model, not a curated record